AUGGGCUUGGGAGAGGACGUUCUCGAGUAUGUCAACCUCAAGGUGGUUGUCAUAUUCGGCGUUGCGGCAUGGUGGUUGUGGAUCGCUGUUCGACGUUUCGAUGAAACUAUUCGACUGCGCCGUCUGGCGCCCGGUGUCCGUGGACAACCGCUUAAGGCUCACCUACCUGGUGGCACCGACUUCAUCUACAAGGCUGUCCGCGCGACCAUGAAACACAAAAACGUCGAGUUCUGGACGGACAGGCUCUCCGCGGUAAAGGGAUGGACCGGCGAGAGGAGGCUCCUCUUCGGCCUGCGCAUUGUUUUCACCGCCGAGCCCGAAAACAUCAAAGCCAUCCUGGCCACUCAGUUCUCCGACUAUGGCAAGGGCGAGCCUUUCCACCAGGAGUGGAACGAGUUCCUCGGCGACAGCAUCUUCACCACCGACGGUGACCAGUGGCACGCCAGCCGUCAGCUCAUCCGGCCACAGUUCAUCAAAGAUCGCGUCAGCGACCUGCACACCUUCGAGUCGCACAUACAGAUCCUGCUCAAGGCCAUCGCCAAUGGCGGCGCCCUCAACGGCGAGGACCAGCCCGUCAACAUGGAUACCGUAGACGGCAAAGUUCUCGAUAUUUCGGAGCUCUUAUUCCGUUAUACCCUCGACGUCGCUACCGACUUUCUUAUGGGACAAGAUGUGAAGUCGCUUUCAACCCCCAGACAGGAGUUCGCCGAAGCCUUCAACGAAGUGCAGCGAGUACAGAGCAUCAUCGCUCGCGCGGCGACGGCGAGGUUCCUUGUACCGCGCUUCUCGUUUCGCUCAGGUCUCAAGAUUAUCAACCGUUUCGUCAACGAGUUCAUCGAAAGGGCACUCCGUCUCAGCCCCGAGGAACUCGCCUCCAAGACCAAGUCCGACCAAGGCUACACCUUUCUUCACGAGCUCGCCAGCUUCACCCGCGACCGCAAAGUCCUCCGCGACCAGAUCGUUGCCGUGCUUCUCGCUGGUCGCGACACUACCGCCGCAGCCCUUUCCUGGACCCUCUACGAACUGGGCCACCACCCGGAAGCCGUUAGCAAGUUGCGCGCCGAGAUCAUUGAGCAGGUCGGCCUCGAGCGCGCCCCCACGUACGCCGACCUCAAGAACAUGAAGUACCUCCAGAACGUCAUGAACGAGACUCUGCGCCUGUACCCCGCGGUACCCUUCAAUGUCCGUCUGGCCCUCAAGGACACAACCCUCCCUGUCGGCGGCGGUCCGGACGGCACGCUUCCCUUGGCCAUCCUCAAGGACACACCGAUCGGAUACUCGACAUUUAUUAUGCAGCGGCGCGAGGACCUAUACCCGCCCGUAUCCGAGACCUCCGCGCAUCCGAGUGAGUUCUCGCCUGAGCGGUGGUUCAACUGGCAGCCCAAGCCGUGGACAUACAUCCCCUUCAACGGUGGCCCGCGUAUAUGCAUUGGUCAGCAGUUCGCCCUGACCGAGAUGGGCUACACGCUCUGCCGUUUGUUCCAGAAUUUCGAGAGAGUUGAGAGUUACAUGGAUGCAAUUGACGGCGGUGAUCCGAAGCUCAAGGCCGAGAUUGUAUUGCAGCCUGGCGAUGGCGUCAAAGUGGCUUUCUGGCGCGCUGGCAAGGCGUAA
This is a messenger RNA of Colletotrichum graminicola M1.001, 1611 nucleotides long. Its product is annotated as cytochrome P450. Lineage: Eukaryota; Fungi; Ascomycota; Sordariomycetes; Glomerellales; Glomerellaceae. Bases 1 to 1611 code for a protein of 536 amino acids. Gene Ontology annotation, molecular function: iron ion binding; oxidoreductase activity, acting on paired donors, with incorporation or reduction of molecular oxygen; heme binding. The record is from RefSeq and is a predicted model, not a curated record. The transcript has 3 exons.